AUGUUUGUUGGUAAUUUGGUGAAUGUUGUUGGAAGCUCAUGUAAACGUCGUGAUUCUCUUCGAGAGAAACAAGUCGCCAAGAUUAUCGAAGAACUUAAUAUUGGUUCUAUUUUAAGUGGGAGGGGCUUGAAUCAGGAAACCACCCUAAAGCGAGCUGGUGAUACAAGAUGGAGCUCACAUUAUGGUACUUUGAUUAGUAUCAUCAACUUAUUUCCAUCUUUAGUUGAAUUGCUUGAAGAAAUAAAAGAGGAUGGAUCAUCUACAGAUCAGAAACAAGAUGCAAGCAGAUUAUUAGACUCAUUGGAAUCAUUCGACUUUGUAUUUAGUCUGCAUUUGAUGAAGGUUUUGUUGGGGACUACAAAUCAAUUAUCACAGGCAUUGCAAAGAAGAGACCAAGAUAUUGUGAAUGCAAUGAACUUAGUUAAAGUGUGUAAGGAGCAAUUGCAAAAUAUGAGAGACAAUGGAUGGGAUUCUCUUCUUAGUCAAGUUGUUUCAUUUUGUGAAAAACAGGAGAUUGAUGUUCCUAACAUGGAUGAUGUUCCUUUUAUUCCAGGAAAAUCACGACGUAGAGCUCCAAAGGUCACUAAUCUGCAUAGGUAUCGAGUUGAAUUAUUUUGUGCAGUCAUAGAUAUGCAACUUCAAGAGCUAAAUGAUCAUUUUACAGAGACUACUACCGAGCUACUUCUCUGUAUGACAUGUCUUAAUCCAUCUAAUUCAUUCUCCGCUUUUAGCAAAGAAAAAUUGAUUCGGCUUGCUCAGUUUUAUCCUAAAGAUUUUUCUGCAGUAUCUCUCUUGGCUCUUGAAGAUGAAUUGGACACUUAUAUAUCUGAUAUGCGAAGCAGUAGUGUGUUUACACAAUUGAAAGGAAUUAGUGACCUUGGAGAAAAAAUGGUUGAGACACAGAAGGACAAGGUUUAUCCAUUAGUUUACUUGCUCAUAACAUUGACGCUAAUUCUUCCAGUUGCAACUGCCACUGUAGAAAGAGCAUUUUCUGCCAUGAAGAUCAUAAAAAGUGAUUUGCGAAACCGAAUGGGAGACAUGUGGAUGAAUAGCAGCAUGAUUACAUAUAUCGAGAAAGAAAUAUUUGAUGGUAUUGAUAAUGAAACCAUCAUGAAAAGAUUUCAAAAUAUGAGCAAUCGUCGUGGACAAUUGUAA
Messenger RNA from Rosa chinensis, 1155 nucleotides. RefSeq lists its product as uncharacterized. Bases 1 to 1155 code for a protein of 384 amino acids. The record is from RefSeq and is a predicted model, not a curated record. The transcript has a single exon. Lineage: Eukaryota; Viridiplantae; Streptophyta; Magnoliopsida; Rosales; Rosaceae. Gene Ontology annotation, molecular function: protein dimerization activity.